AUGGCGUUUAAGGGCAUGGAAUUUUUCAUUUUAUUCCAGGUUUUUGCUGUAAUUCUGCACGACAUCUCGGCAUUUCCUACACCUGCUCAAACGGAGGAUCAAACUCUGUCCACCAGACAAUUGAAUGAGGAAAGACCAUUACAGGAACAGAUUGCAGAAGCAGACAGUAUCAGGAAAGCAGAGACAAACGGCGAGUAAAACCUUAACAACCAUACAUGUGAUGACUUCAGUUUGUUGAGGUCUUUAGCUGAGAAGCAAAAAGUCACAAAUAAUCUGACGCCAAACUCCGGGAGUAGAAAUGAUGAGAACUUCCCUGAUGAAGCCGACUCCACCAAGAACAGGAGAUUGGUGGAGGACUAUGACUCUACCAAGAAUGGCAUGGACCAGAAGUACCAAGAUGACCCAGAGAGUUUCCGCAAGCUGGACGGAACCCCACUGACUGCAGAGGAUAUCGUCCAGAAGAUCGCCAACAAAAUCUACGAAGAAGAUGAUAGAGGGGUGUUUGACAGGAUCGUCUCUAAACUCCUCAAACUCGGACUGAUCACGGACAGCCAGGCCGACACUCUGGAGUAUGAGGUGGCAGAGGCGCUACAGGACCUCAUCACUAAAAACGCCAAAGACAAUGAGGUUGAUGAUCUCAGCAUGGACUACCCCAUGUCCAGAGGCAGUGAUGUGGAGGAAACCACAGAAGAUAACAUGGAAGAGAAUGACAGAUCCAGUCGCAGGUAUGAGGAGGAGGAGGAGGAGGAAGAGUCAGAGGACACUGCGAAUGCUGAUGAUACAGUAGAGGAGAAGGCAGACGACACAUGGGAUGUUGCCAGUGAGGGAAAUGACAGAAAUGAGCUGAGCCCAGAGGACGGCCUUCAGGACCUGCAGUAUUUCCCCAACUUCUAUCGGCUCCUCAAGACUCUGGACUCAGAGCAAGAUGCAGAGGAGAGGGAGACUCUGAUUACCAUCAUGAAGACCUUGAUCGACUUUGUGAAGAUGAUGGUGAAAUAUGGCACUAUAACGCCUGAGGAAGGAGUGUCUUAUUUAGAAAACCUGGAUGCCAUGAUUGCCCUACAGACAAAGAACAAACUGGGCAAGUCGCUGGGGAAAGUUGAUAUCACACCACCCACAGGAAAGAUGUUUGAUGAAGAUGACAAUACGAAAGCAGAGGCUGCCAAGAUGCAGAAGGAGUACGAGUCUCUGAAAGACUCUACAAAGGAUGUCCAGACAGCGACAGAAACCGGCCACCCUAGCAAAUCAGAAACCUAUUUGGAAGCAAUUAAGAAGAACAUCGAGUGGCUCAAAAAGCACAACAAGGAUGGCGGCAAAGACGACUAUGACCUGUCCAAACUGAAGGACUUCAUGGACCAGCAGGUGGACGCUUACAUAGACAAAGGCAUUCUCCAGAAGGAUGAGGGCGAGGUCAUUAAGAGGAUUUACGGAAGCCUGUAG
Messenger RNA from Chanos chanos (milkfish), 1440 nucleotides. RefSeq names its product secretogranin III (gene scg3). The record is from RefSeq and is a predicted model, not a curated record. NCBI's taxonomy places the organism in Eukaryota, Metazoa, Chordata, Actinopteri, Gonorynchiformes, Chanidae. Gene Ontology annotation, cellular component: secretory granule membrane. Gene Ontology annotation, biological process: protein localization to secretory granule. The transcript has 12 exons.